Messenger RNA from Klebsormidium nitens, 3666 nucleotides. NCBI's taxonomy places the organism in Eukaryota, Viridiplantae, Streptophyta, Klebsormidiophyceae, Klebsormidiales, Klebsormidiaceae. The record is from the annotation of a GenBank genome assembly.
GUCCAGCUCGCUUUCCUGAAGCAGAACAUGCGCUGACAUGCAGCAGGACGCGACACACAGCAGAGUUUUCUUCCUUACCAGCUGGCUGCGCGCAUGAGCUUGAGUUGGAGGGGCAACAAAGUGGAAUUCGUUAUCCAAGAGAGGCACUUUUUCCGGGCUUUCUUGGUGUGGUUGUCAGCUGGCUGCUGUUGGAAUGCUUUGCUGGCCCGGCAUUGGAUCGUUAAGCUGGAGGAAGGAAGAGCUUGGUGCAGUUUUGUAGGCUGAAACCCGUGUUUAAGGAGACGGACAGUCCACGCGAAUGACGUGUUAGGAUCUGUAUUUGGUUGCGUAAAACUGGCAAGCACAAUGUUUAAGAAGCUAUGGAAGAAGGGGGCUUCCUCCCAAGCGGAGAGAUCCCCACGGCCAGCGGAAACUGUAGAUUCAUCAAGGGUUGCCCCAAUGCCGGUCCCCUCGCUGCUUCUGUCAUCCAACCUGAACAGGUUGGCAGACCAGAAGACAAAAGACUCUGCGCCGUUCCCUCCCAGGGGGCUGCCACAUGGUGGCGUGAGAAUGAAUGGGAAGAGAAUGUCAGUUGAGUCAGCAGAGACGGUGGACUUGUGGGAUCUGAUGCACGGGUUGGAAGAGGAUGAGGAAGCAGAGGCGAAACCUUUUGCAGGGGGGCGUUUCCCGGAUCUGAAUGCACCCCCGCGUCAGGUGCCGGACAGGCAGGAGAUCACUGAGAUUGUGCGCUCAGCUCUGAGGAAAGUUUUGGACCCUGAGAAAGGGAAGGAGUUUGCGCAGGGGCAGUCUGGCCAGCAAUUUAUAAACGACGUGCUUCCGCUUUCAGAGGUUCUGCCCUUGUCUCGGCAGAGCUCACCGAGGUCGGUGAAGAGCUCAGAGGGAGGGUUUAGCGGCAGGAUCAAGAGCCCUGGUCACUCGGACGGCGGUUUCAGCAGCAUGUCUGGAGAGAGUGAGAGAAGUUUCAAGGGGGCCAGCGCCAAGAGUCCAUCGAGGCAGACUCCAGCGUUUCUCCAACGGCUGGACACAGCGCCUGUGAUUGGAUCCCGGACCCCGCCACGGGUUCCAGAGGGCGGGCAGAAAAUGCGCCGCUCCUCGUUGCAGGUCAGCAAGAGCACAGGGAAUCUCGCCGAGCUUGAAUAUUUAUCCCCGUCGGUGCUGGUCUCGCCAGCAACUCUUAGACGGCGGUUGACUUUGCCAGUGCCGGCAGCGGCCCUCACAGUCCCAGAAGAGGGGAAGAUGCAUUCCGGGAGGAGAGCGCUGUCGAUCAAUGGGUCCAUCGAUUCGGAGGUGACGGAACGGCCAUUGUUUGUGAAGAAGGUCAAAAAGGACGCGUUAUCUGGGGAGCUUUCGGGGGCGGCCCUUGGCCUGAAGAGGAUCCGGGUGCGGGAAGAUGCGAGCCAUGCGCGGGAGGACAUCGGCGCUCGCGCGGCGGCAGAAACUGACCCUGGGAGGAGUCUGAGGUUGCAGGCGAGCAGGGGUGGGGAGAACAAUGCAACUAGGGUUGUGGAGAAAAGGAACCUCUGGGGUACGACUUGGGUGGAAAAGAGUGACCUUUGGAAGACGAGCUGGCUGGCAGAGAGGGAGAAGCGGAAGACAACUAGGGACGGGGAGAGGGAUCCCCGCGGGACUCCACCUGCGAGAAGUCCAGAGUCAGGGGGGCGGUCGCCGGACUUGGUGAUUGAGAAGAUUGCCUGGCCCGUAGAGGAGAGGAGGUCUCCGCCGCGAUUGAUCGAGAGAGUGGCUUCAAUGGGGGGGCGGCCGAUACCAAAGCCGCUAGAGAUUCCGCCUGUUGAGGAUCUGAGCAGCGAGCCGGAAGCAGAGGUGGUUAAGCAGGAGGAGCAUGACAAAGCGCCCAGCAAUGGGGGGGAAAGAGAGGAGAAAAAGCCAGAGGGUGGCCAGAAAGACGUCGGUCUGCAGGCGAGCGAGGAGGAAUUAGGCUUGCCGGGGGUGGAGAAAGAAGCGGCUCUGACGGGCGGAAAGAAAGAAGUAGGGUUGCAGGCAGGGGUCGAUGAACCCGCGCUGUCCAGAACGGAGAGGGAAGAGGCGCCGGCAGAGCAAAAGCAAGGUUCGCUGCUGGUGGAGAACAUGACCUUGGAUGAGCUGGCGGCGCUGCGGCGCAUCUCGGGCGAGGUCAUCGACCAGGUCAGCGCGCGGGCGCGGCGGCGGGGCAUUUCGGACGUCGACUUUAGCGCCGAGGCAAACGCGUUCGGGAGCCCCAUCUCCAACGUGGGGCCGCUGUUCGACCCCGACAUGCUGGCGUCGUUCGAGGAGGAUCUGCACAACCUGACCGAGGAAGAGUGGCAGGCGCGCAAGUCGGAGGACCGGGUCUCGUUCAGUUUCGCACGGGGACUGGCGGCAGUGGUCGGCAACCGGGGGGGUGCGGCAGAGACCUCCCAGGCGGGGGGCGACGUAGAGAAGAAAUCAAGUGGGGGAGUAAGCCGGACGGCUAGUAUGGGCAAUGGGGGCUUGGAGGAGGUGAUGAGCGAGGUCGAGAGCUUUUUGUCACGGUUGGAGCUGGAUGCAAACAGCUCUUCGCAGCAGGCGCCGACCAAGGUCCUGACUCCGACGGGGGCGGAAAAGCAGAGGGCGCCAGACGGCGGCGUCGUGUUGCAGUUGUUAGAGAUGGCCGAGGCCAAGCCCCCCCGCUCGCCAAACCGCUCGCCGAUCCCCUCGCCAAAGGGAUCCCCCCGGCCAAGUCUCUCCCUCGGGAAGCCCCCCCUCUCUCCUAAGAAGAGCCCCAGAAACGGCUUCCCCCCCUUACCGAAUCCUGCGGCCCGCUCACCAAGAGGCGCGCCCCCCCGGGGGCUGGACAGGGUGGUUGUGUACACGACAAGUGUCAGGGCGGUCCGGAAGACGUUUGAGGAGUGCAACGCGGUGAGGGGGGUGUUUUUGGGGCACGGGGUCGCGAUCGACGAGCGGGACAUCUCGAUGCACGGGGAGUUCCGGGAGGAGCUGCGAGCGCUGAUGGGGGGCUUGGUUGCGGUGCCCCGGGUGUUCAUUCGGGGGAAGUACAUUGGAGGCGCUGAAGACAUUCAGAGGCUAAACGAUUGCCGGGAGUUGCUUCCCCUGUUGGACGGUUUUGAGCGGCGGAGAAGCCAGGACUCCUGUGGCAGCUGCGGGGGAGUGCGCUUCCACUUGUGCCGCACGUGCAACGGCAGCUGCAAGGUGGUGUCCGGAGCCAACCCGGACGACGUGGUCCGGUGUCCGGACUGCAACGAGAACGGGCUGAAAAUGUGCGGUGUGUGUGCGUGAGAAAGAAUUGGAAGGGUGUUACUUGGAAUAGAGUAUUGAGGUCGCCAAUAAAGUCUACGAAGUCGAAGAAGGUGGUUCACCUGCGGUCCGCGACCUGCAGACCGCAACUUACAAAAAGCGAACGCGUCAAUUAACAUCGAGUCGUGAGUUGUGGCCAAGGUUUUCGUUGAGUGUGAUCCUAGUGCGUUGUGUAAAUUACGCUUGUCUGGAGGUCCGAAGUAACUGAAAGGUUGACAGUUACCGUCGCCAAGGUUCGAACAUUGAUCAGACGCUACACGAGUCUAGCAAUUUCGUCGAGUCAUAUUUAAGAGGCCGUCUAUACUGAUACCCGAAAGUAGUGUUGGCAGGACACGACUGCGUGACGUUUAUCCAUUCAUUGCAUCAUAUCAUUCAGAGAACUGAUCUUGUUUUGAU